GGAUGUCGCAGUAGUAUAAGCUAAAACGACCACAUGGCCACCCGACGGCCUCCCUUGACCGAUGCGACCGCGUGCGAGAAGUCUGACCAGAAGACGCGGCGCCGCGCGUACUUUAAGACGAUGCGGCAGAUGUACCGGAACGAGGAGAAGCAGGAGCGAGAGUACCUGCUGAGAAAGAUCCGCGAGUUGGAGAUCGACAUCGCUCCUCUCAAGAAGCAUGCGACCGGAGGCAACCUGACCAAGUCCAUCCUGCCUUGGAAAGACGUUGCGAUGGGGAUGGACGAAGGGGUGAAGAUUGCGUCGUCGCAGUUGAAGGUGCUCAAGACCCAGGUCGACGCGUAUGCGGAGCAGGUGUGGGCCAUGAAGAAGUGGGUCGUUACCAACUCUGUGCUCAAGAGUGCGCUCGACAGCCGCGUGCCGACGUGGCGGGACGUGACGCUUCUGGCGCAUCCGACGUCCCGACGACUUGGGAAGGAGUGGAUCACCCUGCAAAUGUACCACAACACGGACCGCAUAUUCCAGCAGUACGGUUUCCCCGCCAUCGAUUCCCACGAGACCAUCGACUGGGACACGGAGUCCGUCACCGUCGACGGCGGCGACUACACGGUGUACCGCCGCCAGGCCAAGAUGACCGAGUCCCUGGAAGACGCGAUCGCGUACAUCGACUCGACGCUGUUGUCUGUGCAGUCGACAUAUGUGCAGCAGCAUGCCACGUCUGCACAGGCGGUGGUCGAGAUCGAAGGCAACACCAAGCAGUUUGCGAUUGUAACGCCAAGACAAGAGUAUGUGAACCUCCUCUGCGGGGAGUUCUGCACCCCCAAUCGGUGCGUGUUCGUGCUGCAGCAGAUUCUCGAUGACGAAGCAUGCAGCCAUCGCGCGUACCGCCAGCGGAAUCGCAUGUUCUGGUAAUCCCCCACUUCGUUCGUUCGUCUUCAUGGGCCAAGUUAAAGACGCUCGACAUGUGCAGGCAUGACGUGCAAGACCUGCCCAAUGGCAACACGGUCGUGCGCAGUGUGGCCAUCCACACGCUGUGCUACACGAAGGAAGGGUCCAUUGCCAUCGACGACGACGCGCAAGUGCUCCAAGUCAACAUCAACGGAUGUCCCUAUAUGAACGCUAGGAAGCCGCAAUUUCCCAGUUGGUGAAGAUAUAUAUUUAGCAAGUAACGUGAUGUGGUUCAUACUAUGAUGGAGGUGUCAACGUGUAUAUUACACAUGGUGUAUGUACUGCACCAGUCACUCGAGGGACCGGUCGGUUACUUCUUUGCGGCGUUCUUGUCCAGAAUCUUCUUGUUCCACGACGCGGCGUCGGUGAAAUCGUCGUCGUGCUUGGGCGGCUGGGUGUACUCGUACGCAGCAAGCGCGAUGCCGCCCGCAAUAGCCCAUGCGGCCAACCUAGCCAUCCAUCCAUCAACCUCACCAAGAUGUGUAUCAUGUACUUGAAUCCUUGGGACUGUUGGGACCCCCACACCUGCUUCACCUUGUCCAGAAUCGCCAUGUUGCUGUCUGUCGCUG
This is a messenger RNA of Aphanomyces astaci, 1514 nucleotides long. RefSeq lists its product as hypothetical. The record is from RefSeq and is a predicted model, not a curated record. The transcript is spliced from 3 exons. The coding region runs from base 34 to 909 and encodes 291 amino acids. NCBI's taxonomy places the organism in Eukaryota, Oomycota, Saprolegniomycetes, Saprolegniales, Verrucalvaceae.